Molecule: messenger RNA, 764 nt
Organism: Rhagoletis zephyria (snowberry fruit fly)
Lineage: Eukaryota; Metazoa; Arthropoda; Insecta; Diptera; Tephritidae
Gene: Lk
Product: Leucokinin
Source: RefSeq, a predicted model, not a curated record
GCCGAGCAAAACGCGAAAUAACUUCAUUUAAUAUUUAAAGUUAUUUCUCAAGUUUGAUCGGAAACUCAAUAUGUACGUCCUCCAAUCCUUAGCUUCCAUUAUUUCAAUCUUUACUAUUUGCCAAAAAGUUUACAUUUUCGCACAACCUAUCGGCGAUGAGCUUGUCACUUGUGAAGAUCAACUAUCCAAAUACCGCCACUUUUUACUUCAAGCCAUCCUAAGCUUUGAAGAUGUUUGCGAUGCCUAUGACACUCAUCCGCUUAACCCACUUGAAGCCUUUUAUAUGCAGGAACAACAAGAAUCAGCUAAUGCGCCUAUUCCACGCGCCCUCCAAAUUAGCAGCGCUACCGCCGCCGAACAGCGGAGUGAAAUUUGGGCUUUUUUCAAGCUGUUGAUGGCACAAUUUAACGAUGUGGAUUUCGUGAAUAUAAUAAAGGAAGCCGUUAUUGAACGUUGUCGCAUCAAAUCACAACAACAACAUGACGAGAAACGCAACUCUGUGGUGCUGGGCAAGAAGCAGCGAUUCCAUUCUUGGGGCGGCAAACGCGCUCAUCUUGGAGUUGACGCCCAAAACUUGGAUUUGAUGUAAACCUUAAGUGCUGCUGAACCACUACGCCGUGCAUAAUUAUAAUUUCUUAAUGGGCUGGAUACAUUUGUUUAUUGUACAUACAUAUACGAUAAUCGCCACACACAACGCAUGUAAACUAGUAAACUUUCGUACGUUUUCUGCAUUGCAAUUACAUUAAAGUACAAAAAGCAUAAAA